AUGGCACCGGCUCCAUAUACUGCGGAGCCAGGCAAUUGGUUCUUGAGGGGCGUCCAAUCUGCGAUCUUCUAUUAUGUCUCCUUCACUCCAUGUCUUCAAUUUCAACAUAAACGUCAGAGGAGAAGAGAAGCCAAAGCACAAGCAGAAAUCAUUACCACUCAGCCGGGCACAGUUCGACAACCGGGUCCUUUUCAGACAAAUGAAACGUGGGCGGAAGAAUUGAUGCUGGGUCCUGGACCACCGAAAGGAUGGAAGGGUGACAAACUGUUACAAAAAUUGCAAAAGAAGGUGACAAAACAGCCUCAUCGCUUAGACGAAGCUCCUACUUCACCUGAAAUACCCAACCUACAGGUUCAACCGACAACGUCUUCGACGCGUUCAUCUACUCAACCCACGGAGACUUCAACCAGGCGGCCGUCCAGUGAUACUAAUACAGUCGCGUCUGAGGCUGAUGCCUCGGGCGAAAAUGCAUCAAGGGGUAGCCAAACAAGGCCAACUAGAGAGAGAAGAUUAUCCAAUGCAAUGGAGAACAUCAAAGACUCCUUGCGGUCAACGCUCCAUCCGGAAAAGUGGAAUUGGAAACGAUAUGACCGGGAAGAUGAGAUUCUGUGGGGCUUCAGCGAGAGAAUGACACGAAUGUGGAAUCGCGCUACUUCAGUGGCGCAUCAUGAUGAAGGGGGAGAACGAGACGGACGAAGGACAUCUACGAGUCGACGACGACGAGCCGGCACAAAUGAUAGCGAUCAAUAUGAUUACCACAGAGCGCGACACCCAGAAGUCAAUGAUCUGCACCCUCCAAUUGUUUCACAACUGCCGGCUACGCGAGAUGAAGCCGCAUGGAUGAUACUCCCGCCUCCAAGUGCAGCUGUGAUGGCGGGAAAGAAGCGACCAGGAGCAGAGGUGGAAAUGCGAUGGCCGUUGUGUGUGAUCGGCAGGCCACCGAAAUCCCCAGGACCCGAAACAUCAUUUGGUAAGACUCUUUCCGCGGAACAUAUCGAUGAGGACGAAGUAGAAAUCAGUGAUGAAGAAGUCGAGGAUGAAUCGGGUCGAGAGAGUCAAGAGGCCGAGGAUUCGCCGACUCCGAAGCGCAUUAAACGCCUUUCUGACCCAAUUAUCAAACGGCCCCUACCGACAUAUCCUCGAUCGAUGGCCGGCGAAUUAUUUGUACCCAAACGAAGAGAUUCAUGGCAAUUUCACUACGUCAUUCCAUCGAACCAGACGAUGCAGUGA
Molecule: messenger RNA, 1230 nt
Organism: Rhinocladiella mackenziei CBS 650.93
Lineage: Eukaryota; Fungi; Ascomycota; Eurotiomycetes; Chaetothyriales; Herpotrichiellaceae
Exons: 1
Coding region: 1-1230 (409 amino acids)
Source: RefSeq, a predicted model, not a curated record